CCCCGCUUCAUUAAGGCGGAACCAAAAACCCUACUCCCACUCCGCAAAGAUGGACCCCAAAACCCUACCGCUCGAGACAGGCUACUAAAAAGUGCUCUAAGAGGUUCAGAACAGCCAUACAAAUUAACAAGUUCUUCAUCGAAACUUGUUUUAAUAACUAUAGCAAAACAGCCGAGAUGAGCAUUUCAGGAGAUUUUUAGCUGUUAUUCUUGAACAAUCGGAGUAGGAUAUAGUGAUCCACUCACAGUUAAGAAAUAUAAUUGUAAAUAAUUGUGUAAAUCUUGAAAACAGGACAGACCAUCAAUCCGUUCACCUGUUAUUGUUGUUAGUUUCUCCUUCAAGAUGGAUCACAGACAUUCAGAAGUAAGUGUUCCUUUAUAUCCAAGCCGGGGUAUAUUCACGGUAGAUUCCAUUAAUGGUGUUACUACUAUCUCCUUACACCAUUAUCCUGUAUUGUCUUCAACAAUGGAAACUGGCGGGAUACAAAGACCCGGCGUGAAUUCCAAUUGUAUUUCGGCUGUUCCUGCUUCCAAUCAUGUUCCCAUUUCACGGCAGCGGGAGCCGAGCAGUGAUAGCAAAGGAGGUUGUUCUUCUUGUCAGCGGAACGAGCUAAAUUUGGAGGAGCUAUUAAACUUUGAAAGAGACCUUAUCAGAAGGGGUCUUCAUCUGACUCAACAAUAUCCCCAACAGAUUUCGCAGCAGGGCAUAGCCUUCAUGGAAACACAUAAUCAGGUAUUACAGCUCAAGUCUGGAAAGAGGUCAACGCAGAUAUUGCAGCCUGAAUCUAGUAAGAAGUUGAAACAAGAUAAUUCAAAGUCUCCUAAUUCACAAUUGCGUGAAAGCUCAGGAUGGUGUUCUCUCUGCCAGAUUGACUGCCAAAAAGAAAUAGUUCUCAAGCAUCACAUGUUGGGGAAGAAGCACCGGCAAUUGUUAAACAAGUUGAAAGAGGGAGAAAUAAUUGGAAAUGUGGAGGAAAAUGAAAAGCAAGUAAAGGAAGGGGAUGCACCUCAAAAGAAACGCAAAAGAUCAUCAAAUACAAACCAACAAACAGUUAAAUGCAACACAUGUGAUAAGGUGUUCAUCACUCAGGAUUCUUUUGAAUCACACAUUGCUGGGAAAAAACAUGUGAAGCAGCUAAAAAUAAUGGAAAGUUCUAAAGUUUCUUCAAAAGUCAAAGAUGACAGUAAGAAAUGUGCAGGCGCUGAUGGAAAUGAAUUGAUAAGCACAGAGUCUGGAUUACUGGCUGAGGAUGAUAUGAAGAAAAGAGCUAAAUACAAACAUUCAGGGAAGGCUAAAGAUGACAGUGAUUCAGGUGCUAUAAAUGACAAGUUUGAUAUGAAGGCAAAUACGGAGCUUAAAGAUCAACAGCAGAUGAAAGAAGUGGACAUGUCAUCCAAUAAACAUAAAAUUUUAACAAAUGUGAGCAACUUCAGCAAGAAAGAAUGUAAGAUAUGUGAUGUAUUGUUAUACCGUCAAGCUGAUUUUGAAUCACAUUUCAAUGGGAGAAAACAUGCUAAAAUGCUGAAAAUUUCAGAAAUUUCUAAAUCCUCUUUAGAGAGUAAAGGUGAUGGUAAGGAAUGUGCAAAGGUUGAUGGCAAGGAAUCAGGAGGUUCUGAUUUUGGACUGCUUACCAAUGAUAGUGUAGGUAAAACAAUUGAAGACAAAGCCAUUUUGGAGCUUAAAGAUGAUGGGGAUUUGAGAGCUAACAGUGACAAGGCUGUUCAAAGAGACGAUGCAGAGAUUAUGGAGAUUGAUGGUGAGAACAUUGAUGUACCUAAUGGCGAAGAAAACAAACUUGAAGUGGAAGUCAGAAAUGAUAAGGAUGUUCAAAGAGAAAAUGCAGAGAUCAAGGAGAUUGUUGGUGAGAACGUUGAUGUACCUGAUGGUGAAGAUAACAAAAUUGAAGUGGAAGUCAGAAAUGAUAGUGAUGUUCAAAGAGAAAAUGCAGACAUUAAGGAGAUUGUUGGUGGGAAUGUUGAUGUACCUGAUGGUGAAGAUAACAAACUUGAAGUGGAAGUCAGAAAUGUCAAGGAAAAUGCAGAAACUGACAAUUUUGAUGGUAAAAAAGAUAUCAAAAUGGAUAUUAAGGAAUUUGCUAUUACUGGUCUCAAAGAAUCAGAAGCUUCUGAUGAUGGACCAUUGGUGAAGGAUAAUGUGGAUAAAACAGCUGAAGACACAACUAUUUUGGAGGUCAAAGAUGAUGGAUGCUCAGAAGCUCAGUGUGAAAGAUGAUCUUAAGGAAAGUGCAGAGUUUAAGUAGGUUGAUGAUGAUAAUAUUGCAAAAUACGGAGGAAAAGAUGACACACAUAAAGAGGAAGGGGAAUUAAUUUUUAUUGCUACAAGGACAUAGGAACUCUAUGGAGCACAGUAUAGCUGUAGCCUGUAAGUAUUGAAGUUGGUAAAAUAAAAUAGGGCUUGGCAGAUAUUUUUACAUCUUCGAAGACUGCACGAUGCAAAUAUUGGGCCACCUAUUUAUUUUUGAAGACCAGUGUAGAAUUUAAGGCCAAUAUUUUUCAGGGUGUUCAGAAUUUUUAUUCCAUAAGUUUGGCGACUUUUUGUAUUUCACCAAAUAUUUACCAUUUUGAGGAUUAUUUCUCUGGCAGAAUGUUUGUUUGGAGAGAAACUUCACGUUAAGCAUUUUUCUGGGCAAUAAUAGAAGAAUGAUUUAGCCCUAAUUUUGGUUA
This is a messenger RNA of Cryptomeria japonica (Japanese cedar), 2684 nucleotides long. RefSeq lists its product as uncharacterized. Gene Ontology annotation, molecular function: nucleic acid binding; zinc ion binding. Lineage: Eukaryota; Viridiplantae; Streptophyta; Pinopsida; Cupressales; Cupressaceae. The transcript has 2 exons. The record is from RefSeq and is a predicted model, not a curated record. Bases 343 to 2232 code for a protein of 629 amino acids.